AUGGAGUUUCUCUCGCAAACAUACAUCGCGCUCAGAGGUCCAACCGGCGCACCUCAGUCGGCAUCGGAAACUAUUGCACGCCUCGCAGACCGUCUAUCGCCCUCAACCCUUCUCGGAGACCGUCGCGCAGCUGUACUCUCUCUUAAAGGUCUCUCGCGCGACCACAAGGCAGAUGUCGGCGAACGCGCUCUGCCAGGUCUGCUGGACGUCCUUCAGAAUGACGCUGAGAUUGACGCGGACAUCGGCAAGGCCGUGCUCGAGACCCUGAAUCUACUGUGCGAGGUCGACGACAGUGCCAAUGUGCAGGCGCGCGAGUUAGGCUUCAAGCACACCGAUCUCGUCCUUGCGGACGAGAAAGUCGCACACAAGCUUUUCGUGCUUCUCGCGGACAAUUCGUUCUACCUGCGUCUCUCUGCGCUCCAGUUUCUCGCUACCCUACUUCAGAACCGACGUCAGGUCGUGCAGGGGUACUUCCUGAAGGCGCCUGUGGGUCCCACAAGCUUCGUGGCCGUGCUAGAAGAGAAGCGGGAGAUUAUACGACAUGAAGCGAUCUUCGUCGUGCAGACCCUGAUCUCGCAGAGCCCGGAGAUCCAGAAGAUCCUCGCGUUCGAGGGCGCGUUUGAGCGGCUAUUCAACAUCGUCGCGAGCGAGAACGGUGUCGACGGGGGUGUCGUCGUGCAAGACGCGCUCAAGUGUAUUGACGGACUUGUGAGAUUCAACCAGUCAAAUCAGAGUUACCUCCGCAAUAGCCCGCUCCCGCCAUUGCUCUUCACUGUCCUUGGAUUUCCGCCCGCGCUUCCGCACGACACACCGCCGCCGCAGAACUUCGCGUUGCAGCUCUGGGAUGAUCCGCGGAAGCGCGCCAACGCAGCGCUCGUCGUCGGCAUCAUUGGCUUGCUCACCAAGAGCGGUGGGGGGAAUCUGCAAGACCCCCUCACGUUUGCGUGUACGCGGUGUCUGCUCGAGCUGGGACUGGCAUCGAACGCUCCGACGGCAAUCAAGACGCAGGCGCUGCGCCUCCUGCCCACUAACUUCUCGAAUUUCCCGCUUGGACAAAUGCUGACGACGCCAUACGUCCCUGUGCCCGAGACGAACGGUGAAGAAUGGGAUCGCCUCGAGCCGUCCAUUGCGCUUGACACUCUUGUCGAGCUAAUCCUACACGGUGAGUAUAACGGCAUGCUGGAAGGCGAGCGACGGUCGAAAGAAGGCGUGGAGUUGAGGGCGGCCGCGCUUGAACUUCGUGCAGCGGGAAGAGAUCGCAGAGGCAAUCGUGCAGGCCAUGGUCUCACCAUCGGGUACGAGCAGACGCUGUGCAAAAGUGUGUUAGUGCCUAAUUGCUCUGUCUUAGAGUCUGCUCCCGUGACACCUUUGCUUGACGCGCUCAUUGCAUCGCAUACGACGCCGCUACGCACCAGCUCCGUGACGUCCACUCACCUCGCCUCGCUGCUUUUUGCACAUCUCCUGCGCGCAUCGCCGCAAAACAAGACUCUCGCGCUCUCGAUUGUGCCCCCAACCGCGCCGACAUCGGCACACCCGCAGGGUAGCUUCUUCGUCCCUGCUGAUGGUGGUCCCGCACCAGCGCCGCCUGAAGAACCCGAGCUUGAGCCCGAGCAAGAGGAAUCAGAAGCGCUGAUCCAGAUCCUCAGCGAGCAUCUCUCGCUGGCGUUCCUCGCGCGGGGCAGGGCAGACACUUCGGACAAGGAGGCACGAGAGUGGGAUCGGCUACUGGUGGGGUACCUAACACUGCUCUCACAAUGGCUGUGGGAGAAUCCUCGUGCAGUGCGCGGCUUCUUGGAAGCGGGUGCCUUGGGGGUGCUGGUAGAGCCGAUCAACCAUAUGACAGACACGGAUGCCUUGAUCCCGAGUCUGUGCGCGUUUUUACUUGGUAUCUGCUACGAGUUCAACCGGGAGCCAGGCGAGAUCACAAGAUCUACUAUAUACCCGAUUUUGACGCGUCUUGGCAUUGACAUGCUCGGCGGGCGCAUCCUUCUGCUCAGAGAUGACGACCGCUUCAAAGCCAUUGGGCCGGACACUCUUGUGCUGUCCAUGCCUGCAGCACCAUCACAUCUGCACACAGGACCAGCUGUUGCUGGUAAGCUCGAAAUCGAAGAAGGCGAGAUCUGGUUCGACUGGCCGUUUAUCGACUUCUGGAAGUCCAACUACUUGAUUCCUGGCUGCCAACAGACACGGUACAGAGAGGCAUUGCCGCAGAUCCGAACGCAUUGGGUUCAUCACCAGGUGCAAACACUCAUCAUUUCUACGAUGACAUUGCAUACUCACGAUCUCAUAUCAGGACAGGGCGAUACGACGAUGUUAAUAGCAUCCCUGAAGGACGUCAUUCGUAAUCAAGCAACAGAGAUAGAUGCAUUGCGUAGCCAGCUGCAGUCCGUUUCCGUCGCACAAGCAGAAGACGAUCGCGAAGCACUCCGGGCACAGAUAUCCUCAUUAAUCACACAGCUACAGGCAGCAGAGGAGAAGCGGAGGGAUGUGGAGAAGGAGCAAGAAGACCUGCUGGUACUCCUUGACGAGCUCAACAACAAGCGUCGGAGAGAUAAGGCCCACAUGCGGAAAGCGGGCUUGGAGGUUUCAGAAGAUGAGAGCGACGAGGAUGGCGAAGACGCAGAGUAG
Messenger RNA from Postia placenta MAD-698-R-SB12, 2628 nucleotides. RefSeq lists its product as hypothetical. Gene Ontology annotation, biological process: vesicle fusion with Golgi apparatus; transcytosis; intracellular protein transport. Lineage: Eukaryota; Fungi; Basidiomycota; Agaricomycetes; Polyporales; Adustoporiaceae. The record is from RefSeq and is a predicted model, not a curated record. Gene Ontology annotation, cellular component: cytoplasm; Golgi stack; Golgi membrane. The transcript has 10 exons. Bases 1 to 2628 code for a protein of 875 amino acids.